This is a messenger RNA of Diachasma alloeum, 1963 nucleotides long. RefSeq lists its product as uncharacterized. The annotation marks the transcript as partial. The record is from RefSeq and is a predicted model, not a curated record. Gene Ontology annotation, molecular function: DNA binding; DNA-directed DNA polymerase activity; nucleotide binding. The transcript has 2 exons. Gene Ontology annotation, biological process: DNA replication. Lineage: Eukaryota; Metazoa; Arthropoda; Insecta; Hymenoptera; Braconidae.
AUGGUCUUACCGGUGGAGGAAAACAAAAUUCUAAAUUUCAAAAAUGAUAAGUUCAAAGAGCCUGUACCAUUUGCCAUUUAUGCUGACCUGGAAUGCAUUUUAGAAACUAAUGAGAACGAUGAUGAUAACUUGUGUCAAAAACAUGUGCCAUACAGUAUCGCUUUCUACUUACAAUGUUCGUUUAAUACAACUCUAUCGCGCUUUAACAUCAAACGUGGCUCUGACUGCAUCAUCUGGUUUAUGAAUGAGUUGAAAAAAAUCGGAGUGAUGGUUGAUGACAUUUUAAAGACUGUUGUGCCAAUGGAGAGACUCACUAGCAAACAAUUGCAAGAUUUUGAAGUAUCCCAAGAGUGUCAUAUUUGUGAGAAACCGUUCAUUUCUACAGAUAUUAAACAUCGAGAUCAUUGUCACUUUACUGGCAGGUAUCGUGGAGCUGCACAUGCAGGAUGCAAUAUUAAUUAUAAAAAUCCACAUGAAAUACCAGUGGUUUUUCAUAAUCUCUCGGGUUAUGAUGCACAUUUUUUGAUUGUUGAUUUAGUGAAACAUUUUGAAAGUUCCGUAGAAUUGCUGCCACUAACUAAAGAAAAGUAUAUAUCAUUCCGAAAAUAUUUACCACAAACGAAAGUUAGCUUGAGAUUCAUUGAUUCGUUCAGAUUCAUGGCUAGUAGUCUUGAAAAAUUGGCAUCAUACUUGACUGAUACGGACAAGACAAUCACCCGAGCGCAUUGCAAUACCGAGGCUGAAUUUCAUCUUUUAUUGCGGAAGGGUGUAUUUCCAUAUGAAUACGUAGAUAGUUGGGAGAAAUUGGAUGAUGAAAAAUUACCGCCUAAAGAAUCUUUUUAUUCAUCAUUGAAUAAUCGGGAGAUAUCACAAGAGGACUAUGAACAUGCGUGUCAAGUUUGGGAGAAGUUUGACAUCUCAACACUUGGGGAAUAUUCAGAUUUGUAUUUGAAAACUGAUGUUCUACUCCUAGCAGACAUUUUUGAAAAUUUUAGAAAAAGCUGCUCUUCGGUGUAUAAGCUAGAUCCAUUGCAUUAUUACACAGCGCCUGGACUAGCAUUCGAUGCAAUGUUGAAAUACACAAAAGUGGAAAUUGAGCUUUUAACAGAUGUUGAUAAGCUUUUAUUCAUUGAAAAAGGGAUUCGUGGAGGUGUCGCUCAAUGCACCAAUCGUUAUGCUCACGCCAACAAUAUAUAUAUAUAUAUAUAUGGAUAUAUGGAUGAAAAUUACGAUAAAGAUAAAGAUGAGUCGUAUCUCAUGUACUUUGAUGUUAACAACCUGUACGGUGCGGCUAUGAGUCAACAUCUACCCUAUGGCGGCUUCGAAUGGGAAAAUCCAGAAGGAUUCAAUGUUUUCAAUGUUCCUGAUGACUCUCAAGAUGGAUAUAUUCUGGAAGUAGACUUGGAGUAUCCCAGAGAAUUGCAUGAUGCACACCGAGAUCUACCGCUGUGUCCCGAGCAUUUUGCCCCUCCAAAUCGUAAGAAUAAAAAUUUUAUGACUACUCUGUAUGCUAAAAAAUCUUACGUUAUACAUUACAGAAAUUUAAAGCAAUGUCUGACUCUUGGUAUGAAAUUGACAAAAAUUCUCCGAAUAUUGAAGUUUAAGCAGGGAACAUGGCUCAAGCCCUACAUUGAUUUAAAUACUGAAAAAAGAAAAGAAUCGAAGAAUGACUUUGAGAAGAAUUUCUUCAAAUUGAUGAAUAAUGCAGUCUUUGGGAAAACCAUGGAGAAUGUGAGGAAACAUAAAGAUGUCAAAUUAGUGACUAAAUGGGAGGGGAGGUAUGGAGCAAGAGCUCGUAUGGCUCAGCCUAAUUUUCACAGCAGUCUCAUUUUCGACGAUAAUGACAUUUAUGAGCUCAUCAAAGACAGUCCAUCAAAAUUCGACACUUCGGACUAUCCCGAGAAUAAUGUUUAUGGAAUAAAAAGACACAAUAAAAAAGUGUUGGGUGUAAUGAAGGAUGAAU